AUGUUGACACGUCGCCUAUGGGAUGAGAACUUACGAUCAACCUGGCCGGAUUCUUAUUGGGAUGAGUACAUGCGAACCAAGGCCAUCCGAAAUGGUCGAGCCUGUAUUCGUCCAGAGAUCUCACGUUCUCAUACUUAUGGCCGUUUUGGUGUCUCUAAUGGGCAGUUCUUUGAUACUCAUCUUCAAUUCAAUUACCUCAGUGACAAGCCCCACGCUUUUAAUUCUACAUUACUUCGUAUGACACUUAUACCCGAGGUUUACGACGCGAACUUCCUCAGCGAAGUCUAUGACAAGUCUGUACUGCUCACUAGCUUUGACCAACUAACGAAACUAAAAGAGAUAGCCCCGACAGAGGGUACUUCGUGUAGAUAUGAAUAUUCAACACAGGAUGAUUUCAUCGCUGCAGCGAAAUAUGUGGGAGCCAUGCAGGAUUUUAAGGAGGGUGUGGCUAGAACGGCCUAUCGUGGCGUGGUUUCACUGUUUUAUGAUGAUAGACGGAUCUAUUUUGCACCGAAGGGUUCUCGUGGUUUCAAAAAUAAUGCAUACCCCGACUGGAAGUGA
This is a messenger RNA of Rodentolepis nana, 561 nucleotides long. NCBI's taxonomy places the organism in Eukaryota, Metazoa, Platyhelminthes, Cestoda, Cyclophyllidea, Hymenolepididae. The record is from the annotation of a GenBank genome assembly.